Messenger RNA from Penicillium macrosclerotiorum, 1530 nucleotides. Its product is annotated as cytochrome P450. NCBI's taxonomy places the organism in Eukaryota, Fungi, Ascomycota, Eurotiomycetes, Eurotiales, Aspergillaceae. The record is from RefSeq and is a predicted model, not a curated record. The coding region runs from base 1 to 1530 and encodes 509 amino acids. The transcript has 4 exons. Gene Ontology annotation, molecular function: iron ion binding; monooxygenase activity; heme binding.
AUGGCAGUCAUUCCUAGCCUUUCGCUCGAAGCAGGCGCGCCGCCACGCAUUGCUCUGGCUUUGACAGGCCUGGGCCUGGUGCUGAUCUUGGCAUACUUUGUGGUCACAGUUGUAUACAAUGUCCUGUUUCACCCGUUGUCGAAAUAUCCUGGCCCGAAGUCGAUGGCGGCCACACGUAUACCCUAUAUUAGGAUGAUAUUAGGUGGGCGUUUGCCACAACAGGUCAAAGCUUUGCACGAAAAGUAUGGCGGAGUAGUUCGUAUUGCUCCCGAUGAGCUCUCAUUCAUCGACGGGGACGCAUGGAAGGUGAUCUAUGGUACACGUCCGGGCCAUGGGCAAAAGGAUAAGGAUUAUCGAUUCUAUCCACCAACGGCUGGAGGCGCCCCGAGCAUCAUCAAUUCCAAUAACGUGGAUCAUUCUCGUUUUCGCAGGCUCUUGUCGCACGCAUUUUCGGAUAGCUCGCUGCGUGGCCAGGAGCCUAUCAUCCGUGGCUACGUGGACCUCCUGAUGCAGCGCCUCUGGGAGAAAAUCGAGGAUGGCAAGCCCGUCGUAGAUUUGGUGUCUUGGUACAAUUUCACCACAUUUGAUGUCAUUGGAGACUUGGCGUUUGGGGAGCCUUUCGACUGCCUCAAGAAUUCCGAAUAUCACCAGUGGAUCACCAUACUCUUUAGCCACCUUCGCCUCGGAGCCUAUGCAAAUGUGUCUCGACGUUUCCCUGGUUCCAAAUAUCUUUUACCGCUCAUAACACCUAAGCGUAUCAUGAACCAGAGAAAUGCGCAUAUGGACAUGACCAAGGAGAAGGUCAAGGCCCGGCUCACCAAAUCGAACGAAAGAGCGGACUUCUUUGGAAAUAUCUUGAAGUAUAAUAACACUGAGAAGGGAUUCAGCUUCCCGGAAAUGAUCACAAAUGGUAGCACGCUGAUUAUUGCCGGCUCUGAAACCACUGCAACCUUGCUGUCGGGAGUGACCUAUCUCUUGUUGAGGAAUCCUCGGGUGUUGGCAAAACUGCAGCACGAAAUUAGGUCGACAUUCCAUAACGAGGAUGAAAUCACUUUGGAAUCCUGCAACAAGCUGGAGUACUGCCUGGCCACUCUGACUGAGGCACUUCGAUUGUAUCCGCCAGUGAGUGUCGGCCUGCCUCGCAUUGUAGAUGCUCAAGGGGAUAUGAUUGCUGGCAACUGGGUACCUGGAGGGACCAUCGUUUCGGUCGGCCAGCUGGCAGCAAACCAUUCACCCACCAAUUUUGUCGAUGCGGAUCAAUUUCUUCCAGAGAGACACUUGGCGGACCUGGAUCCACGAUUUGCUAAUGACUCCAAAACUGCGAUGCAGCCCUUCAGCUUUGGCCCACGGAAUUGUAUUGGUCGGAACUUGGCGUAUGUCGAGAUGCGUAGCAUUCUUGCCAGAAUGAUUUUCAAUUUUGACAUGGAGCUUGCAGAGCCUGAAAAGGAGUGGCUCGAUCAGGACUGCUUUGUACUCUGGGACAAGCCGGCCUUGAAUGUUAAGUUGUCAGCAAGGGACAAGCAACGGUAG